Molecule: messenger RNA, 699 nt
Organism: Pterocles gutturalis (yellow-throated sandgrouse)
Lineage: Eukaryota; Metazoa; Chordata; Aves; Pterocliformes; Pteroclidae
Gene: MYOZ1
Product: myozenin 1
Exons: 3
Cellular component (GO): actin cytoskeleton; Z disc
Molecular function (GO): telethonin binding; FATZ binding; actin binding
Source: RefSeq, a predicted model, not a curated record
GAUCACUUUCAGAAGUUCAUCCCACCAGGAGGGCACUAUGGGGAAGAUGCUCACGGCUAUGCCCACGGGCGGAUGGUAGGAGGAGUGACAGCUGGGCAGCAUGGCUCCGGUAAGCAGCAGCAUCCUGCUGUUCCUCCUAGGCCUGGAAGCAAAGGAGGCCCUGGGGGCAAUGAAGGGGAACAUGCUGGGGAAUCAGCUGGAAGCGGUGGAGAAGGAGGUGAUGGUACUGAGAAAGAUGGAAAGUCAGGACACAAAAAAACCACUGUAUUUAAAACUUAUAUCUCCCCCUGGGAACGAGCAAUGGGCAUCAGCCCUGAGGACAAAAGUCAGUUCACCAUUGACUUACUGUCAUAUAGCCCCAAAGCUGAUUUCCCCCAUUACAAGUCUUUUAACCGGACUGCCAUGCCUUAUGGGGGUUAUGAGAAAGCAGCCAAACGGAUGACCUUCAAAGUGCCUCAGUUUGAUAUUUGUCCUUUGCUUCCAGAAUCUCUCAUUAUAUAUAAUCAAAAUUUCAGCAACAGACCCUCCUUCAACAGAACCCCAAUACCUUGGAUGGCUUCAGGAGAUUCCUCUGAGUACCAUACUGAGGUCAAUGUGCCAAGGAGUGGUGAAACAGAAGAGCUGUAAAUCCUUACUGCUAAGGCCUUCCUUUUUUCUCAGCCCUUUCUAUUUGCAAGUGGAUGGUAAGGAGCUGAGAAG